CUCGUGUCGUUCAUAUUCUCGAUGAUACUGGUAGAAGAAAUCGUCGUCUGUACGCCAUUAUAGUCCAGUGACGCCAUCAAGUACUUUUCUGAACAUCUGUACCGGUUAAUCAUUGUUUAUUUUCUCAAAAAUUUAACCGUAACACGACUCAACAAAUGAGUGACAUUGAGCACAGUGGUAGUCGAAGUGCAAGUCCUAGAAGACCUCGGACUGCUGAUGGAGGUCUACGUGAUUCUCGGUCACGCUCCAGGUCGCGGAAGUCAAGAGAAAGGAAAGACCGACCAGUAAAAGAAUAUUCGAGGUCACGUAGCCGUUCAGUGUCACGUGGACGAAAACCAUACCGCAAUACCAAAUAUACAGGAGGCCGGAGUCGAAGUCGUAGCCGAUCCCCAUACAGAGGUGGUGAUGGACGUUACUCCCGCAGUCGUUCACGCUCUUAUUCCCGUUUUCGUUAUUCACGUGAACGAGACCGCAACAUUUAUCGAUCGCAUUCACGCAGCCCAAUGUCUUCACGACGACGACAUGUUGGCAAUAGAGAUAAUCCAUGUCCAUCACGCUGUUUAGGAGUAUUUGGAUUAUCGAUUUAUACAACAGAACUCCAAAUUCAUCAUAUUUUCUCUAAAUAUGGGCCAGUUGAACGAGUUGAAGUUGUUAUUGAUGCUAAGACGGGUCGAUCGAGAGGAUUUUGUUUUGUAUACUUCAAAUCAAGUGAAGAUGCUAAAGUAGCAAAAGAACAAUGUAAAGGGAUGGAAAUCGAUGGACGACGAAUCAGAGUGGAUUUUUCAAUUACUGAACGAGCUCAUACUCCAACACCUGGAAUUUAUAUGGGAAAACCAACAUAUUUACAUGACAGAGGAUGGAAUGGUCCACGACGCAGAGACUCGGGUUAUAGGAGCAGUUAUCGGCGAUCACCAAGCCCUUACUACAACCGUCGCAGACCUCGUUAUGAUCGUUCAAGAUCACGAUCUUAUUCACCACGUAAGUCUGAUCCUUCCAUGAUUCCUAAUUCACUAUAUCAUUCAUAGACAUACGGCCUAUAAGUUGGAAAUAUCUUCAAUAAUACUUCAAGCUUAUUAAAAACAUGUUAAUGAUUUUAUUUUAUUCUUCAAGUAAAUUUUUUUUACAGCACAUAGUCAUGUUUGUAUUAAGAUUUUAAGCUUCUCAUUAACAAGUAAAAUGAUUAUAUACGAUAUAAAUAUGGAUAGGCAGUAUGUCUAUGUUAUCCACGUAAAACCGUCCCAUUUAUGGUAACCACUUAAGAUGACAAGAAUGGGAGACUGGAUUUUGUGAAGAAAUGCGUCUAAGCGUUUGGCGAUAGCAACUAAGAGCGCCCUUACAAUAUGUACGGGUCAAAAAAUCAUAGUUUUUUUGUUGCUUAAUGAAUUUCAGGUCGAUAUUAAAGAGACUCGAGUAUCGAUGCGAGUGGGCCAGGUGUAUCGGAAGCCAUUUAUCUGACUUGAGCAUUUGACCCUCUUAUUUCUUCUAACUAUAACGGGAGAGGGUCAAAAGUAUAAAAGUUGCAUUAUUCUAUUCUUACCUAAUUGUUUAUGCUCGAUUAUUUAUAUUUUAAUUAUAACUCAAGCUUUUUGUUGCUUAUUUUAGUCACAUAACGAGCAAUUAUUAAGAAAUUAUGUGAUUAGGGUCAGAAUGAAUAGACAGAACCUUAUUUUCAUAAUUUAACAAUUGUUUAUAUUAAGUUAAACGGAAAUUAAUUUUAAUUAAAAUACAUGAAGAUAAGGUUUAAGCGAUAGUUAUUAUUAUAAUAAUUACUUGUAGUUUUAAGAUGAAUUAUAUAAAGUUUUGAUUUAUUAUUUAAUCAAUGAGCUAAUUACUAAUUGACACAAAAAUAAAUCAAUUGUAAAGAAAUGGGAGGGCUUUUUAUGCAUAAAGUGUGAUGUGAAUCAUUUUCAAAUAUCAUUAUUUGAGAAAAACAAGGAUAAUAUUAAUAAGAAUACUACAAUUGUAAAAGAGCGAAUGUAAGUUCUCUAACAUGUUUGUUUGUUUAUAAGGUUUUGAAUCAAGAGGUAUUGGAUGAUAGAGGGAAGUUUGAAGUUUUGCUGAAAAAAAGUUAUGAAAAAGAAAAUUGAAAAGAGAAAGUGGCCGAAGAAUGAUUUCAUGAAGAUAAUUCUCUUACUUGAAUUUCUCAAGAUCUCAAGGUUUAUUCGCGCUUGUGACAAAGAAUAUGAUCCAAUUCUGUUGACAUUAGCGAUCGUCGAACCUUGAAGAGUCUACGGGAGUGUGGUUUAACACACGAACAUCAAGAUAGAAGUCAAAAUCGUUAGGCAUCACGCUCCCCAGACCCACAAAGGAACUUUAUUUUUGUGUGAAGGGAACGGGGGCCGGGGGUGUCUCAAGCAAAAAACAUCUAAUGAAUAUUAUCAAGAAUUAUGUCAUCGCAAUUUUUCUUUCUUUAACUAAAAAAAUCUUCCAAGAUGCAUUGAUCAUAUUCUUUAUCCAUUUAUUUUCGAUUAUUACGAAUAAGUAAUUUUUCACAUUACAAUUAUCCAAUAAUAAAUUCAACAUAAAUUCUA
Messenger RNA from Chelonus insularis, 2531 nucleotides. It is a transcript of the gene tra2, whose product is annotated as transformer 2. The transcript has 4 exons. Gene Ontology annotation, biological process: positive regulation of mRNA splicing, via spliceosome. Lineage: Eukaryota; Metazoa; Arthropoda; Insecta; Hymenoptera; Braconidae. The record is from RefSeq and is a predicted model, not a curated record. The coding region runs from base 156 to 1025 and encodes 289 amino acids. Gene Ontology annotation, molecular function: RNA binding. Gene Ontology annotation, cellular component: spliceosomal complex.